Molecule: messenger RNA, 2725 nt
Organism: Xyrauchen texanus (razorback sucker)
Lineage: Eukaryota; Metazoa; Chordata; Actinopteri; Cypriniformes; Catostomidae
Exons: 1
Coding region: 164-418 (84 amino acids)
Source: RefSeq, a predicted model, not a curated record
AGAUUGCGGAUGCCCCAUUUUGACAUUGACACAGCAAGCUUUUCUCACUUUAUUAAAAUGUACUUCAGGGUAUUUUUCAACGACCUGACCAAGCCCAGAAAGACAUUUGAGACGACCAGCCUCUUGAGUCUCUAAUCACGCAACCGGUCCACUCUUCAUUACCAUGACAGAGCGCUAUCCUUUAGCCGAGAAGGCGAUGUCGGACGGCUAUGCUCGGCUCAGGUUCAAGGACACGUCGCUGCUUAUUUGGCAGCAGCAACAGCUGGACUUGGAGAAAGCGCCACCAACCAAUUACCUGAGCCGCAGUAAGAGCACAUGGUACAGCAAGUAUGGCAACCAAGCAGUUGUGGUACGGGACAAAACAGAACUGAAAGACACCGACAGCACUGGACAGUCCCGAAUUUGUGCUGUUAUGUGAUGUUACUUUGUCAUGGAUGAUUCUCUUUAAAAAAUGGGAACACAUCUGAGUGUUUCUGUUCACGUGUCAUUUCAACAUGGCUUUUAAGUGUACUCUGAGUGCAGUAUUUUUUUUUUAACAUUUAGCCUAUAUAAUGGCAUAGCACGCAAAAGUAUAGCUGUAAGAAGUGGCUUGCUUUCUACGGUUGCCAAGACUGGAUGAACUAAAACUCGUUUUUAGCAAGUCUGUACAACUUGCCUUCAAUAAGCUGCUUUUAAGAAUGCAGUAUUUUCAUGUUAGUGUUAUUUAAGCUCUCACCAAAUAUAAACUAUAAACAGAAAUACUCUAAAAUAAAUAUACCUAGGUAGUAAAAAGACACCACUGUGGGUUUUUGUGAUUUAUUAACGAAAAAUGAAGGGGCUCAGUGUCCAAAUCUCAGAUUACCUUAUAAGUCUGUCCCAAAACAUACUUAUCAACUGGCUGAACUUAACAUAAUGUAGCGCUACCAAGUUUUAAAUUUAACUUGAAUGACAUGUUAUAAACUGCUAGAAAAGUUUAAGAAAUGUACUGUAAAUUGGCAUGCACUACACAAAUGUUCUCUCUCAUAACAAAACAAACCAUAAAAUAUCCAGGCCCAAGACAGAGUUGACGAAUAAGUAGUGAAUAUAAAUUUAUAUCUGUAAUUAUAUAUCUUUAUAUCUCUGUCUGCAACAUUUUCUGUUUGAAGAACCCCAAUUGUACUUACUGGGCUCUGCUGGAGGAACGGAGUGAAUUAAACUGUAACAGAAAUUAAUCAUUUAAAGAAAAUGUAGAUUAUAGCCACACACGCACACAAAUGCUGGGUUUGAACAUGUAAUGCAAUACAGUGGUAAUAACGAAAUAACAUAAAACACUUUAAUGCAUCCUACAUAUAAGAAAACCCUUGAAGUCACUUUACAUUAAGAUUUCUGUGUUUUCAUGUUCUUUUGAUUUAAAGAACUAUACACAUUAGUUUCAACAUUAUUAGCUAUACCAAACCAGUUUAAUUUAUUGUAGUGUGCCAACUAAACUUAAGGCAACAAGAACACAUCCAAUGAAUUUAAUGGGAUGAGAUUUGAGGCUCUUCAAGAAAUUAAUUCUUGCCAAUGCCACACAACUUCAUAAAAGAGCAGCUUUACUGAAGCCACAAAAAGAAAAUAACCUCUAAUACAUUCGUUUUUUAUAAAGAUUAUCAGUCAUGGUCAUUUCCAAAUAAACAUUUCUAAAUACACAGCAAGAAAAUAGCAUGUUUUGUGAAGUGUUUAGGUACCUUUGAGGGAAAAAGUAAAAUAAAAGUAAUUAUUAAAAUUGAGAACAUACAUUAGUUGCAAUACUUGCAACUAAUAAUAGCUACUGUUAAACACAUCCUUCUGAAGUUUAAUCUAGCACUGCUGAUUUAAGUCUUCACAAAGAGAACUGUCCAAAUUUUUUCUAUUAAAUGCUUCCCUCGUUUUCUUUACACCCCCACCCCCACCCCAAAAUACAGAAGUUUUAGUGAGGCUUGUUUAUUCCAAUGUGUGUUUUUGAACAUCUGAAUGCACUCAACCACUCUAAAAUACCUGGAUAUCAUAUAGACUGAAUUUAAAUCAAAGCUUUGAUUGUCCUAUGAGUGGACUUGAUUAAAAAUGAGGCAUUCCAGAGAAAAUGUAGGAAUGGCGUCACUUGCCUAAAUAUCAAUAGUACAAAAAAAGUUACAGAAGACAAUCCAAAUAUAAAACAAGCAAAAAAGCAUAUGAUAUAGAUUAAAAACAAACAAAAAUCUGACAAAAUUCUACAACAAAAUACUGAGCUGAGCAUGGCAGUGAAAAUGUACAGUGUUGAAAUAGCCAAAAUUACUGCAAACUAUGCUUAAGCUUCUCAAAACAAAGGAUUUAAUAAUGAUACUGACACCAGGGUCAACAGACACUGUCUAGAGAGUUAUGUUGAGCCAAAUUACUUGUUUAAACGGGUCUAGAAACAUUUCUGUAAAGAUAGCAUGUGGAAAACAUGUAACUGUGCCUUUUUGGAUUAAACAAAAAUAAAUAGAUCCUCUUAAAAAUGGUAACAAAGAGUAUUAUCAUAGUCUGUAAAAUAAAUGUGGAAUGAGUUGAAAAGUCAUGCUAACAUGACAAAAUCGCGUCAAAGGCCUUUUUACCUUCAGACAUCAAAACCGUAUGUAGCUACUCGAUUAGUAAAAUGCAGCCAGGCAUUUGACAGUUUUUCCACUAAUGAAUGUUUUCAGUAUGGAUCUAAUUAGCAGCAACCUAAAAAAACACACACACACACACACGCACACACACACACACACACACACACACACACACACACACA